Messenger RNA from Salvelinus fontinalis (brook trout), 2120 nucleotides. Its product is annotated as plakophilin-3-like. Gene Ontology annotation, cellular component: cytoplasm; nucleus; adherens junction. NCBI's taxonomy places the organism in Eukaryota, Metazoa, Chordata, Actinopteri, Salmoniformes, Salmonidae. Gene Ontology annotation, molecular function: cadherin binding. Gene Ontology annotation, biological process: cell-cell junction assembly; cell-cell adhesion. The record is from RefSeq and is a predicted model, not a curated record.
UACUUGGGAGGUGGGUACAGAUACAGAAUCAGCCAGCCUCCAGUCAACACUGGCUACCUCCACCAUGACGACAUCCAGCUGGGUGGCUACCAGACCAGCCGGACGAGGACCACCAGGUCCAGAUCAGUUUGUCAGGCUGACCAAGAGGCAGUGCUCCAGGGUGCGUCUGCUGAAGGGUGUCCCAGCCCUGGUGCAGCUCUUCAGCAGUGACAGCCAGGAGGUCCAGCGCUAUGCUACAGGUGCUACAUGCAACCUCAUCUAUGAGAACAUGGACAACAAGGCGGCCCUCAUUGAGGCUGGGGGAGUAGCCAAGCUCAUCAGUGUCCUGAACGAACCAGAUGAGGAGCUUCACAAGAACAUCACUGGUAUUCUGUGGAACAUGUCCUCUAAGGAGAGGUUGGCCAGAGAGACAUUGAGUGAGCUCACAGAGAUGGUGCUGGUGCCCCUGUGCAGUGGUGGAGAUUCAGAGCUGAUCCGUCAGAGUCCAUCUGAGGCAGACAUCUUCUACAACACCACAGGCUGCCUGAGGAACCUGAGCUCAGUGAAUGAGAGGACGAGGCAGCAGAUGAGAGACAUGCGAGGGCUGGUGGACUCUCUGGUGGCCUACAUCCAGAACUCCCUUCAGGAUGAGAAAUCAGAGGACAAAGGUGUAGAGAAUGCAGUGUGUGUCCUGAGGAACCUGUCUUAUCAGCUGUACAGUGAGAUCCCUCCCUCAACCCUACUGCAACUGGAGGGCUGUUUCACCCCACAGAGCAAGAAGGCAAAAGAGCGACGGAACCAGGAACUGUCCACCUCAGAGGUGGCUAAGCAGCCGAAGGGGGCGGAGUGGCUGUGGCACCCCCAGGUGGUGGGGCUGUAUAACCGCGUGCUGCAGCACUAUGAGACCAACACGGCAACACGAGAGGCUGCAGCACGGGCCCUGCAGAACAUCACAGCCGGAGAGACCAGGUGGGUGUCAGUGCUGAGUUGGGUGGCUUUAGAGCAGGAGCGGAUACUGCCUGUGGUGCUGGACCUCCUGCAGACACAAAGCGACCAGGAGAUGCGUUCCCUCACUGGCCUCCUGAGGAACCUGUCCCGACACAGCAGAAACAAGGACGACAUGGCUACGAAGGUAGUGAACGUUCUGGUAACCAAGCUCCCCAGUGAUGGCCACCAGAAGGAACCCUCCGGUGAAGUGGUGGUCAACAUAUGUGCAACCCUCAACAACCUGGUUUCAGGCAGUUCACUAGCAGCGAGAGACAUCACCUUCUUUGAUGGAUUCCCCAAAUUCCCCUUGUUGCAAUCAAGUCUUCCCACAACAACACUCAGGGAUGCUGAAGGCUGCCAAGGCUGCUUCCACAGUACUCUUCAACAUGUUCAAGUAAAACAAGCUGCAUAAAGAUUAUAAACAGGUGAGGCUAACACCAUUUAACAUAGACAUUGUGAUAGAUGGGAUUGGAGAGCAGGAAACGGGGUCAUUUGGCCUCUUCCAUUGUGCAUGGCCCUCUGGUUCUUUAUUUUCUUUAUGGCCUCUAAUGGUUAGUCUAACUCUUUUUUUUUUACUCAGCAUUCUCCCCUCCCCCUCCCCUGGAUCCACUGAUAUCCCCCAUAGUUCUUUGGCACAGCAAAUAUAAAUAUUUUCACUAAAGCUGUUAAUUAUUACAUUUUCAUGGAAGUGUAUUUUUCUUGUGGCCCUUAGGAAUCCUCAUUCUGUGCAGGUACUACAGUUAUCAGUUCAAGUUUAUACAAUCUAGUUAUCUGUUAUCGGUUAUAUAUUUAGACUAGCUUUUAUAUCAUGGUUUUCUUUGCUUGAGUUGUUUUGGGGUUUAUUGAACAGGACCGGUAAAACACCUUGGUUUGGUGGUUGGCAACUGGACAGUCCUCUCCUUUGUGCUAUAGUGCUACUUGAGUUUGUAGUGCAGUGUCUUGUCCCUUGUUUCCUUGGAUGGUCAGUUAAAUGGUAUGUUUGGAAUCUGACAGUGGAAUGCUGGGAGCAGUCAUUGAUUGUCUCUUGCAAGAUAAUGGCUGUCUGAUAUUUUGUACAGAGAAAAAACAAUCUUCAGUUGACACUUGUAAACACUGUUUUGGACGAUACCAGAAUUGUGAAAAAUUGCCAUUCCAACAACAGUACAAUAUCCAUC